Molecule: messenger RNA, 1629 nt
Organism: Syngnathus acus (greater pipefish)
Lineage: Eukaryota; Metazoa; Chordata; Actinopteri; Syngnathiformes; Syngnathidae
Product: guanine nucleotide-binding protein subunit alpha-11-like
Exons: 7
Coding region: 223-1284 (353 amino acids)
Biological process (GO): adenylate cyclase-modulating G protein-coupled receptor signaling pathway; action potential; phospholipase C-activating dopamine receptor signaling pathway
Cellular component (GO): heterotrimeric G-protein complex
Molecular function (GO): GTPase activator activity; G protein-coupled receptor binding; G-protein beta/gamma-subunit complex binding
Source: RefSeq, a predicted model, not a curated record
CUUCUUGUUCAUUCGUUAGGAGACUCGCGUUGAAACUCGAUUUUCUGGAGUCCUGAGUAUUAGUCAGUGUUCAUACCUUUUUAACUGUGUGAUAUGAGCUGGCAGAUACACACCCGUCGCCAAGGUCCCAGCCUGGAGUCGUCUGGCCCGAAUGUGGCCCCACACCUAAGCGGAGCAACCAAAAGAGUGGCCACAUCAUAAGCGGAGGCUGCCGGCGUCGCUAUGGCCUGCUGCUCAGACUGCUGCCUGAGCCACGAAGAAGCCGAAAGGCGCAUGGUGAGCAAAGAAAUCGAGAGAAGGUUGAGACUGGAUAAGAAAGAGAAUGAGAGGUCCAUCAAGCUCCUCUUUUUAGGGACAGCGGAGAGCGGCAAGAGCACUUUCCUCAAGCAAAUCCGCAUCCUCCACGGCAACGGCUACACCGAAGCCCAGCGGAUGACCUUCAUUCGCAUGGUGUGCCAGAACAUCAUCACGUCCAUCCAGGCACUCAUCGAGGCCAUGAGAGUCCUCGGCGUACACUACGAAGACGACAGCAAUAUUGCCCUAGGGGAACGCCUGAGCCAAGUGGAAACCGGGAGGGUGGACAGGCUGGAGGAAUGGCAAGUGAAGGCCGUCAAGCUGCUGUGGAGCGAUCGCGGCCUUCAGCGCUGUUACGACAGACGACGCGAAUUCUACUUGUCCGAUUCGGCCAAUUAUUACUUCAAAGACAUAGACCGAAUCACUGCCCCAGGUUACGUCCCUAAUUCACAAGACAUCUUGAGGGUCCGCGUUCCCACCACGGGCAUCAUUGAGUACCCUUUUAAAAUAAAGGAUGUCAUUUUCAAGAUGGUGGACGUGGGCGGUCAGCGUGCUGAAAGGAGGAAGUGGAUCCACUGCAUGGACAACGUCGUCUCCAUCAUCUUCCUGGCCGCCCUCAACGAGUACGACAAUGUCAUGCUCGAUAACCCCGAGCACAACCGGUUGGAAGAGAGCCUGGCUUUGUUCGAGACCAUCGUCAAGUACCCGUGGUUCAGCGAGACCUCCUUCAUUCUUUUUCUGAACAAAAAAGACCUUCUGGAGGAGAAAAUCCAAUGUUCGGACGUGGCCACCUACUUUCCUCAAUACAAGGGACCUCGAAAGGACGCCAAACGCGCCCAAGAAUUCUUCCUGGAGCUUUACAAGAUUCCCCACAAGAGCCACAAGAAGCCUCUGUUCAUGCAUUACACCUGCGCCACUGACACAGGCAACGCCAAAGUGGUCUUCAACAGCGUCAAGAACACUAUCUUCAGAGAUAUCCUUCCUUCUUAGUCAUGUUUUAGCGUGAAGGGUCUUUAUGAGAUGUUGGAGCUUGAACCGGCCCGUGAAUAACAAGGUACUGCACAUAUUCUUUCCUUUGGUUCAGUUUUUUGCCUCAGGUCAAUGCAAGACUGUCAAAACUGGUUUGGCAAAAGUUGAAAUGCGGCUGACCUGCUCUGCGAGGAUAAAGUACAUCUUGUGGGUUUCGCUAUUUAACAGAGGCAUGUUACACAGAUGUCAGAUACAAUGUACAAUGUAUUACAAGUAGAACAGGUGGCCUUUUUUUGUCCACUCAACUACUUCUGCAUAAUUCAAUGUAAGAGUUGUCUAAAAUAAUAUAGAUUAUUCCCAAUUAUU